This is a messenger RNA of Penicillium olsonii, 1191 nucleotides long. NCBI's taxonomy places the organism in Eukaryota, Fungi, Ascomycota, Eurotiomycetes, Eurotiales, Aspergillaceae. The record is from the annotation of a GenBank genome assembly.
AUGACCCCUCUUAACCACAGAUCUUAUCAAGAUGUCGGAGCCCCGUCCCGAGUGUCGGAGGCACAUCCGACCUUUCGCCUUUUUUUUUACCGAUACGGCCAGCCGAAGCAUCACAUCAUUUUAAAGGCUUGCGAUCUCGUCAAUUUGUUUGCAGCAAUUUUGCAGUUACUGUCAAUUGAAAUGUCCCGCACAAGAACAAUUGGGCGUUUCUUGUCCUCCCCAUCCUGGAAUUGUACAUCAAUUUCUACAUCACGCAUUGGGUAUCAAUCACUCAAUCAGCAACGUAUGAGCUCUUCGGCAGCGCCUGUGGCUUCGGAGGCUGAGGCCGCCGCUGUGCAGGCAAACUACAAGAUCGUCCAAGACACAGGCAACUUUGACGAGGUUCAAGCCAAACGUCCAGAUUUUGAUCAAUUCAAACCAAUUGAAGUCACAAAAUCCCCAAAUCCCAAUUGGGAAUAUGGCCAAGGAGUCCCCGGUGCCGAUCUCACGGCAAAGCACCAUGAGAUUGACCCAUAUGCCUCGGAUCGACCGAUGAUCAACAACUACCGUCUGCUUGUUUCAGGAAUCGCCCCACGGCCAGUUGGUUUCCUAAGCACUGUCAACUCCAAGGGAGAGAAAAACUUGUCACCCUUCAGUUAUUUCCAAGUCAUCGACCAUGAUCCCCCAAUGUUCAUAGUGGGCUUUUCAUCCCGGCCGGCCCGCGUGAAAGACAGUUAUCGCAACCUCAAAGAGACGGGGGAAUGCGUCAUCAAUACUGUGUCUGAGAACAUGAUCGAAGCUGUCAACGCGACUUCAAUUGAUGCGCCGUAUGGCGUGUCGGAAUGGGAUGUUUCGGGUCUUCACGAGGCGCCGUCAACGACGGUGAAGCCCAGCCGGGUUGCAGAGUCUGUAUUCAAUAUUGAAGGCAAAGUCAUUGAUAUCAAGGAGUUCACGGACCAUCAAAAACCGGGGAUGAGUCUUGCUGCAACGGUUCUUAUCAAGGCGACUCGAUUCUGGGUAAAGGAAGGAACUGCGAAUGAGGAUAACAGCCAUAUUGAUCUAGAGAAGUUGCGUCCGCUUGGUCAACUCGGUGGAAUUUCCUAUGGUCGGGUUGUGUCGACUUUUGAGCAGCCGCGCAAAAAGUGGAGCGAUGAGGUACCGAAGAGUGAGAUCUUGUCAAAGCUUGAUGCUGGGAAACCUGUCGAGCAAUAA